UCGGACACGCAGCACACACAGAAAAGUCGACGGAUUUCGUAUAUUUUUUAGCUAGCGGCAGCGACUGCGCCCCAAACAUUGCGCAUACGACGUGUGGGCACGAAAUAAAUAGUUCACAUUUGUUUUGCUGCCGUUUUUUGUUUGUUUGGCCCUGUUGGCUAACGAUUGUUGUUGCUGCUGCCGGAUUUUGUUUGUUUUUUGUUCCCAGUGAUUUUUUUUCCUGUAAAGCAAGUGCAAGUGUGUUUUGCAAUGUGUGGAGCUGCUUGGUGUUUUUAAAACGAGAGUCCUGUGACUCCCCUUAUUUAUCAGAAGGAUUGCGAAUUUUCUCGUUUGACAUGUAGCUGGGAUUCUGAUUCUGAUUCUGGGCGUGUGUUCGUGUCGGUGGUUCUGUGGCUGUUGUGCUGUGCGGGAAAACGGGAAAAAGGAAAACGGGGGCAAGGAUCCGGAAUCGGUAUCGUAAUGCAAAGACGGCGAUAUGGCACUACAAGGCUGGCGCUUUUUCGGUGUCUCGGCAACCAUCAUCAUCUACAUAGGCGGCGUCCUGUUCCUGUCCAUGAACAACAUACCCGGCUCGCAUCCCAAAAGACCGCGCAUCGAACGCUUCGCCGAGUUCCCCAGCUUUCAUAGUCCUCGGUUUCCGAUGCCCAGCCGCAAGAUGACGAUACGCUGGUGUCGCGACCUGAAGUACAUAAAUCGAGAUCUUCCAAUCUACGCGGACUACAAGGCCGACUUCUACACGGCCCUGCCCAGCGACAUGAGCGCCGCCCUGCAAUCCCUGCCGGCGCUAACCGCCUUGGCCAGUUUCCCCGGCAGCGGAAACACCUGGCUGCGCUACCUGCUCCAGCAGUCCACCGGCAUCCUGACGGGCAGCAUCUACAAGGACUACGGCCUGCUGAAGACCGGCUUCCCCGCGGAGAACGUCUGCAACAGCUCAGUAUUACUGGUGAAGACCCACGAGUGGGGCAGCAAGGCGUGGGCGCCCUUCGCCAAGGCCAUCCUGCUCGUCCGCGAUCCGGAGAAGGCCAUCAUCGCCGAGUUCAAUCGCCAGAGCGGCGGGCACAUCGGUUUCGCAUCGCCGGAUCGCUACAAGCGCACCAAGGGAAAAUAUUGGCAGCAGUUCGUGAGCAAUAAGCUCAAGGGCUGGGAGGUGAUGAACCUCAGCUGGGCGCGCAACUUCACGGGCAGCAUCAAGGUGGUGUUCUACGACGACCUCGUUCACCACACCGAACGGGAGCUGCGAUCGAUCCUCGAGUUCCUGCAGUUUCCGGUCAACGAGCAGCUGAUGCGGUGCGCCAUCAUGCGGAAGGAGGGCAUCUUCCGGCGGAAGAAGCGGCUGCUGAACUUCGAUCCCUACACGGAGUCCAUGCGGGCGGAGGUCCAGGAGCGUCGGCGCAUCGUCUACGGUUUGCUGGGGCGCCAGGAGCCAUAGGAUAAAGGAUAUAAUAUAUACUAUAGAAGAACUCUGGGCAACGAGAUGGGAAAUCGAAUUCGUACCACCAAGAAUACAAAAAGAAAGAAAGCACAAAUUGCAACCAAGAUGCACAAGGCAACCGGAAUUGCAUUCAUCAAGCGAUUUGUAGGACCACACAUAGAUCUCACCUGGAAAUAGUCCCCCAGAAUUUCGCCACCCCCACCCGAAUCAGAUCCCAAUCGUUUGCUGCUCGCUUGGCGCAUUAGUUCAAAUUUUUUUGUGUUUUGUGUUUAACGUUUAAGCAUUAGGUAUGAUAUAUUUUAUUAUUAUAUAGAGACGCAUAACUUUAGGUUAUUGUACGUACGUAUUUGGUAUAUAGGCUAUACAACAAGGUAUUAUGAUUCCUGAACGAAUUUAUGAAAUUCAUUAUAGGCCAUGUUGUGCUUCAUCGCUCACCCAACUCAACGCAACUCAACUCAACUCAUCCGCAACUUAUCCUUUGGCCACGUUGAGGUCCCAUAUUAGACUAUCCUUGUAAAAAGUUUUAUACACGACUCUACAAUAACUUGUGAAAUAUUAACAAUGGAACGUAUUAGGUAAUUGUACAAAAACGAAAUCGAAAAACCAAAAAAAAAUCGAAUGAGAAACAAUGAAGUGGAUUUAAAAACCGAA
Drosophila takahashii is the source of this 2083-nucleotide messenger RNA. Its product is annotated as WSCD family member CG9164. The record is from RefSeq and is a predicted model, not a curated record. Lineage: Eukaryota; Metazoa; Arthropoda; Insecta; Diptera; Drosophilidae.